AUGGCAAAUUCUACUAUCAAUAAAAUCAAUGUUAAUAAAUGGAUUCAAGAAAAUCAGACACAAUUUGUACCUCCUGUUUGUAAUAAAUUAAUGCAUAAUGAUCAAUUAACAAUAAUGUUUGUCGGUGGACCCAAUGUUCGUAAAGAUUAUCAUUUUGAAGAAGGCGAAGAACUUUUCUACCAAAUAAAAGGUGAUAUGUGUUUAAAAAUUGUUGAACAAAAUCAACAUCGCGAUGUUAUUAUCAAAGAAGGAGAUAUAUUUCUUUUACCAGCAUAUAUACCACAUUCGCCAAAUCGUUUUGAAAAUACAGUUGGAUUUGUUAUGGAAAGAAAACGAGAAGAAAAAGAAUUAGAUUGUUUAAGAUAUUAUAAAAAUAAUUCUUUGGAUCCUUUAUUUGAACGAUGGUUCCAUACAACAGAUCUUGGUAUACAAUUAGGUCCAGUUAUAAAAGAAUUUUUUGCAUCUGAAGAAUAUCGUACUGGUGAACCGAAAGAUGAUAGUUUUCCUAAAAAUCCACCUUUAAAAAAUAAUGAAAAGAUUAAAAUAAAUAAUCCAUUUUCAUUAAAUGAAUGGAUUGAUAAACAUAAAGACGAUCUUUCACAUGGUCAUCCAAUUAGUUUAUUUCCGGAUCAAUUUCAAACAAGAGUUUAUGUUAUUUCGAAAGGACAACAUACAAUUGAUUGUUCUAAUGGUGAUGUUUGGUUAUGGCAACAUAAAGGACAUUCAACAGCUAAAAUAAUUACUAAUGAUAAACAUGAAUCAGUUAUCGAUUUAGAACAUUCGGAUUCAAUCUAUUUAAAUGUUCACUGGACGUAA
Messenger RNA from Adineta steineri, 816 nucleotides. The record is from the annotation of a GenBank genome assembly. NCBI's taxonomy places the organism in Eukaryota, Metazoa, Rotifera, Eurotatoria, Adinetida, Adinetidae.